AUGUCCGAGCUUCAAACGUCGGUCCAAACCAUCCUGGACAAGUACACGUCCGGCAACGGCGCUUCGAACGUUCCCGGCGCCGUCGCUUACAUCUCGGACACCAAAGGCAAUGAGGUUGCCUGGGCGUCCUCCGGGCGCAUCUCCAUCGCCGAGCCCAACCCCAUGAAGAAGGACACGAUCUUUUGGAUCGCCUCUUGCUCCAAGCUUCUCAUCUCCAUCGCAGCGCUUCAGCUGGUCGAACGCGGGCAGCUGAACCUCGAUGAUCCCAUUGAUAAAUUCCUUCCCGAAGCAGGCGAGCUCAAGAUGCUGUCGGACGGGUCUGCACCUCGCAAGAUCCCAACGGUGCGGGAUACGAUGCUGAUCCUUUCCGGCCAAGCGUGUGCGCUGUUCAACCAGGAUCUCGCCAACUGGUUUGGCGCAAAAGGUCUUCCGCCCACCGCCAACCUCGAUUCCACCCGAGCCAGCCUUUUUACCCCGUACGCCUCCCAGCCAGGUGAAGAGUGGAACUACGGCUUCAACAUCGACUGGGCAGGUCUAGCCAUCGAAGUCGUCACCGGACUCGACCUCGAAACCUACUACCGUCAAAACAUCUUCGAACCCCUCGGAAUCAAGGACAUCACCUUCAAGCCUCGUUCCGCCGGUCUCUUCGAUCGACUCGCUGCCAGUCACAUGCGUGGUCCCGACGGCGAAAUCCUCCCCUUCAUCCCCCUCCUGCUACCCGAAGAGGACAAGAUGGAAUCGAUCUAUCCAGGAGCAGGACUCUUCGGCAACGGUGCAGAGUACACCAAGAUCCUCGUGGCACUCUUGAACGGCGGAACCCAUCCCGCGGGUGGAACGAUCCUCAAACCGGAAACGGUGCAGCUGUUGAAGAAGGACCAGCUGGAGGGUAAAUUGGUGGACGACUUGGAGAGGAAGUUCGAUAGGGUGAUUCCGGAGGUGAUCAGCGAUCGGUUUGCUGGAUGUCUGUCGCCUGGACUGAAGAAGAACUGGGCCUACGGUGGGCUGCGUUUGAAAGGUGAGUAUUCCAACCGAAUCCCGUACAUCGCCUCUAGAACGCUGCUCACGGUGCUGACUAUCUCUUUAUUUUCUUGUUGGAACGUCGACAGAGAAACACCCGACUCGAGGACUGAGCGACGAUGGUGGAUCGACUUCAAAGACGGAACCUGCGGAAUGGUUCACACCCAGAUGAGUCCCUUCCCGGACAAAGCUUCCGAGGACAUGCUCGCCGAAGUCGAGAGCCUGGUCCACGCUGCCUAUGCCAAGUGA
Molecule: messenger RNA, 1266 nt
Organism: Pseudozyma hubeiensis SY62
Lineage: Eukaryota; Fungi; Basidiomycota; Ustilaginomycetes; Ustilaginales; Ustilaginaceae
Product: beta-lactamase
Exons: 2
Coding region: 1-1266 (421 amino acids)
Source: RefSeq, a predicted model, not a curated record